UGUGAAGGUGUUGGAUCUGCUGUUUGGCUGUAAUUUUGUUUUGAUUGCAUUGCCCCCACCCCCACCCACCUUGUGAAAAAAUGUGGAAAAAAACUGAAUAUCGCACGUAACAAAACCAUGUCAGGAGGAUUUAUUAGAGAGAUCAACCAGGAAAGAAUCCAGGCAUGUGUUGCUUAUGAUGUGCCAACAGGAAGGCUGCAAGUCUUAUGCAUGAAAAUCACAUGCUUUUCUUCUAUUUUUUCGUAACUUAAAAAAAUUUCCUAAUGUCCACUUUCCGCCUUCGGUCUCAACGCUAUCAGUCAUGGUAGAGUUUCAUUCAAAAUCAAAAGACGGGUUAAAACAACAGAUACCGUAAUGGAGGAGCUAGAUCCAGAGGAACAGUUCCUCCAGGAUGCCAGAAAUGGAAACCUGGAAGGGAUUCAGAAGCUUUUGAUGUCCAAAAUAAAGGACGAAACAAAAAUUGACAUCAAUUGUAAAGGCAAGAAUAGGUCAAAUUUUGGCUGGACUCCUCUUCAUCUAGCCUGUUAUUUUGGGCACAAAGAUGUUGUAGAAGAAUUGCUGAAGGCUGGAGCAGAUGCAAAUUUGACAAACAAUGUUGGAGACACACCGCUCCAUAAAGCAGCCUUCACAGGGAGAAAGGAAGUAGUCAUGUUGCUUCUUCAGUAUGAUGCUUGUGCUUCAGUCAUAAAUGGAACAGCACAGAUUCCUAAAGAUAUUACCCAUAACGAGGAGAUCAGAAGCAUGUUGGAGGCUGCCGAGCGGACCGAGGAGAGAAAACUGGCGGAGCAGCUGUUGGAAUCGGCGCGAGAAGGGGCCACAACCACCCUCUUAAAACUGCUAAAUGGGGAAAAACCUCCCAACAUCAACUGUACGGACCUUCUCGGCAACACACCUCUGCACUGUGCUGCUUACAGGGGCCAGAAACAGUGCGCAGUUAAACUCCUCCAUAAUGGGGCCAACCCCAAUAUCAGGAACAAGAAUGGUCAGACUGCGUUUGAUCUGGUGAAGGACACAGAAAUGAAGCAGAUCCUAGAGGGUAACGUGAUGAAAGGUACUAGACGCUAUGUUCAGAUGUUUGAAGGACCUCUUUGGAAGAGCACACGAUUCUUUCGAUGGCGGUCUUACUGGGUAGUUCUUCAAGAUGGCGUCUUGUCAUGGUACUCAAAGCAGCCAGAUGCGGCUUCCAACGGUCAGAGGCAAGGAUGCAAACCCCUAACUCGAGCCCAGUGUAGUAUUAAAGAAAGCUGCUAUUUUACACUCAAAUGCUUUGAUGAUAGCAUCCAUCAUUUUAAAGUCUCACCAAAGGAUGACCCAGAAGCCGCCAGAAAAAAAUGGCUGGAGGCUAUAGAGGAGCACUCGGCGUUCAGCACUCACUACUGCUCACAGGAGCAGAUCAGUGAGGAAGAUGAGGAUGAGCGGAUGUCUUUGUGCGAACUAACUGACUCAUUGCAGCGAGCUGAGACGUGUCACAGGAAGCUGGAGACAGAGGUGUUGGCCCUCCUUGCAAUGGUGAAAGACGAUGGACUCACUGAACGCCUCCCUGCUCCUUUUGUACAGAAACUGCGAGAAAUGUGUGAAGCUUCCAGCGAGACCUGCUCAGCUUUCCGCCACUGUCUGGACCUCUUCUCCAAACAGGAGGGGGUGCACAAUCUGAAACUGGAGCAGGAAGUGGAGAAGAACAAGAUUCUGGCAGAGGCUCUCCAGGCUCUGGCCACGGAGCACCAUGAUCUGGAACAGUCUGUGGUGCGAGGUUCCUCCCCGCGCAGUGCUGUGGUGAGCGAAGAUGACUUCUACGACGCACUGUCUGAUUCAGACACAGAGUGUUCCCUGAGCGGCCUGGAGUUCAGCUGCUCGUUGCCGGACGGGCGCAAGGGCAGUGACGGCCUGUACUGCAGUGCGCGCAGUUGCCUUGCAGGGAGGAUGUCCCAGGAGGACCGCCGAGGGGAUGAAGAGGAGGAGGAGGAGAAGGAGGAGUCCAGAGUCAAUGGAGUCAAGAAGCACAGAACAAGUUUACCAGCCCAAAUGUUUUCCAGAAAUGACUUCAGCAUCUGGAGUAUACUAAGGAAAUGCAUCGGAAUGGAGCUGUCUAAGAUCACCAUGCCAGUUAUCUUCAAUGAGCCACUGAGUUUCUUACAGAGACUCACAGAAUACAUGGAACAUACCCAUCUCAUUCACCAAGCUAAUGUCUCCACAGACUCCACAGAAAGAAUGAAGUGCGUGGCAGCAUUCACAGUGUCCGCAGUAGCAUCUCAGUGGGAGAGGACUGGUAAACCUUUUAACCCAUUGCUGGGAGAGACCUAUGAACUGGUCAGAGAGGAUCUGGGAUUCCGUUUGGCAUCAGAGCAGGUGAGCCACCAUCCUCCUGUUAGUGCUUUCCAUGCUGAGGGCCUGCAGAAGGACUUUGUUUUCCAUGGUUCCAUCUACCCAAAGCUGAAGUUCUGGGGCAAAAGUGUGGAGGCCGAGCCAAAGGGCAUUAUGACCCUGGAGCUGCCCAAGUAUAAUGAGGCCUACACCUGGACAAACCCAACGUGUUGCGUUCACAACAUUAUUGUGGGGCAGCUGUGGAUCGAGCAGUAUGGCAAUGUGGAGGUGAUUAACCACAGGACUGGUGAGAAGUGCUUCCUCACCUUCAAGCCCUGUGGGCUUUUUGGAAAGGAACUGCACAAGGUGGAAGGCUACAUCACAGACAAAAGCAAAAAGAAAGUGUGCAUGCUGUAUGGCAAGUGGACGGAGUGCAUGUAUGCGGUGGAUCCGGCGACAUUUGAGGUGCACAAGAAGAACGAGAAGAAGGUAGCAGAGGAGAAGAAAAGCAGCAAACAGGGGACCAGUGUGGAUGCUGAGGAGAGCCCACAGCCAGGAAGUGACUCUCUGGAUGUGAUUCCUGGAAGCCAGUUGCUGUGGAGGAUCUCCCCAAGACCUGCCAACUCUGCUCAGAUGUACAGUUUCACUUCGUUUGCGAUGCAGCUGAAUGAGCUGGAUGAAGAGACAGAGGCUGUGAUCCCCAAAACCGACUGUAGACUGAGACCAGACAUCCGCGCAAUGGAGAACGGAGACAUUGACAUGGCAAGUGAGGAGAAGAAGCGUCUAGAGGAGAAGCAAAGAGCAGCACGGAAGGGCCGCUCCAAGCCAGAAGAGGAGUGUAAAACAAGAAACUUCAGCCCCAGGUGGUUUCAACAGGGCUCAAACCCAUAUACUGACGGUCCAGACUGGCUGUUCUCCACUGCAUACUGGAAUCGGGAUUAUUCCCAAGUGCCCGAUAUUUACUGAUCACAUUCUAUUAACUUCGGACUAAGAUUUGGGAUCCAUGGGCAAUGUCUAUGGUGGACUUGAUCCGUUCUCUUGGAAGCUGUCUCUGGGAGAGGUGCAGCCUUGAAUUCCUUAUUUAAUGAUUCCUUAUUUAAUGAUUUGUUAUUUUUUCAUUCAGUUUCAUCAUGUGUAGUAUAUAUGGCAGCAAUGUAUGUAGAUGAGGAGAGAUGGUUACCACUUUGUAUAUACUAACAUCAAUAUUAAAUUAUUUUGUUGUUUGUGAUGGCAAUUUACAACAAGCAGGAUUCUGAUGAGAAAAGACUUUCUCUACUUUAAAAUAUAUAACAAGAUCAUUCUUUUCUAAACAUACAGGGCAGGUUUUCCAGACACGGAAACUUGGCCUAGUCUCAAAUUAAAUUUCAGUGCCAGUAGUAAAUCACCACUGGAAAUUCUUUUUAGCCUAGUCUUCGGUUUAAUCUGAAAUUUGGGAAACUGAUUCAUAAUGUUGAAUCAGAAAGUUUCAGAGAAACACUAUUCGUUCUGAACCAUGUACGAUGUACUAUGUACCAAGCCUGGUAAUAGAGGAUAUCAGUUCUUGAUGCUGCUGUUUAUUUCAGAGUCUUUUAAUUUUUUCUGAAAGGCCCUAAUAGUUUAAGAAGUCUUAUACUGUGUUUUAAAGAUAUCCUUACUGUAGAAGUGUUGAUUUGCAAAUUCCUUUUUAAAAAAAAAAAUCAUUUUAGAUUGAUGUGGACUAAAUAGGGACUCGUGCUAGUCAUAUGUUUUCACAAGUAGUAACAUAUGUUGUUUGUGUGAGUGUAUGAUUUAAAGAUAUUUACAAUCUACAAUCUAUAUUUGUUUAGCACCAACUGCCUCUGGCAGUUAAAGCAGGUGUAAAGUUUGGCAUGUUCCUUCAUAAGUGCUUAAUACAACCUGUUUUAUUCCAUGUUCAUUUGGAUUUGAGUUAGUGCAUGUCUGUUUUAUAGUAUUACUUAAAUAUGUAAAUUAUUCAUUGGAAUUACUUGUGUAUAUAUAGCAGAAUGCAUAUCUACAUUUACAUCACUGCUAAAUAAAACCCUUAACAGAAA
This is a messenger RNA of Electrophorus electricus (electric eel), 4331 nucleotides long. RefSeq names its product oxysterol binding protein-like 1A (gene osbpl1a). Gene Ontology annotation, cellular component: cytosol; perinuclear endoplasmic reticulum; plasma membrane. Lineage: Eukaryota; Metazoa; Chordata; Actinopteri; Gymnotiformes; Gymnotidae. The record is from RefSeq and is a predicted model, not a curated record. Gene Ontology annotation, molecular function: cholesterol binding; protein binding.